GCAACUGCUGUUAGCAAAAGCAUCCACGGUGUUGCGCUGUUUGGCGCCAUUUUGAUUCAAAGGUGUACGCUUGAUGUGUUUUUGUUGGUGGUGUCAAGCAGUUUUUCCUGCACAUUUGUGGAAUAAUCAACCUUCCUGGCAUUGAUAAACGACCGAUUGAAAGCGAACACAAAUUGGGCAUUCCUGAAACGCUUACUGGUGUGACGGGUAUUGGCAUAAUGGUGUGGUGAAACAAGAAGGGCGAAGCAGCCAUGCCUAAGGCUGUGCAACCAACACCUACGCGAGUCUUCUACCCCACGGGGGUAAAAGAGGUGUCCGACGACCUCAGCACCGAUGACUUGGUGCGACGACUCAAGGAAUGUGCACAGGCAUUCCAAAAUAUGAGCCAGGACGAUGACAACAGUCGAUAUGUUGGGCUUGCGUUACAUCUGGCAGGGGAGGGCUUCAUGGAGCACAGCAGCAAAGACGUUCGACUCCUGGUUGCUUGCUGCAUUGCAGACGUCUUUCGUGUGUUUGCACCAGAGGCUCCAUAUAAAGAUCCGCAACAGCUCAAGACUAUCUUCAUGUUUUUUAUUGAACAACUGCGAGGCCUCGAAGAUCCUAAGGACCCAACAUUCAAACGCUAUUUUUAUCUACUUGAGAACCUGGCAUGGGUCAAGUCCUUCAACAUUUGCAUUGAACUGGAAGAGAACCAGACCAUUUUUAGACACCUUUUCUCACUCAUAUUUUCAAUUGUCAAUGACAACCACUCAAGCAAAGUGAAGAGCUUCAUGCUGGACAUGAUGUGCCCUCUCAUCACAGAAGCCGACACUGUUUCUCAGGGGCUACUGGACAUCAUUUUGCUACAAAUUAUUGAACCUCAAAAAACGCACAACAAGAAUGCUUAUGGGUUGGCAAAGGAUAUUCUGAAGAGGACACUGAGUACCAUAGAGCCCUACAUACAGUCAUUCUUCAACAAUGCCCUGGUGCUGGGCAGGACAUCCGACAGUGCCUUGGGCAACCAUUUGUACGAAUUAAUCUACGAGUUAAACAUUCUUUGUCCCAGCAUGUUGACGGCUGUACUGCCUCAGUUGGAGUUUAAACUGAAGUGUAAUGAUGAACGGGAAAGAUUAAGCGUGACGAAAUUACUGGCACGCAUGUUCUCGGACAAAAAUUCUGACCUGGCAGCACAGAAUCCGCCCCUGUGGAACUGUUUUUUGGGCAGAUUCAAUGACAUAAGUGUCCAGGUUCGCAUGCGGUGCGUCCAGUACUCUAUGCACUUCCUCAUCAAUCAUCCCAGGCUCCGAACGGACAUCACAGAGUCACUUCGGCAACGGCAACAUGACCCAGAAGAAACUGUACGCUACGAAGUGGUGAUGGCCAUUAUCAGUGCAGCUAAGAAAGACUUUAGCUCCAUCAGUGAAGAACUGCUCAACUUUGUGAAGGAACGUACUCUAGACAAGAAAUUCAAAAUUCGACGCGAGGCACUAUUAGGGCUCGCUAUGUUGUACAAGCAGCACAUGAGCAGUCAAGAGCUGCCACAGUCUACAAUUGACUGCAUCUCGUGGAUCAAAAACAAAGUGCUGCACGUGUAUUACCAGACUGCAUUGGAGGACAGAUUGCUUGUGGAACGCAUCUUGCACACAUGCUUGGUGCCUUAUCAGCUCCCCAUCGAGGAACGGAUGCAAAAGCUGUAUCAGCUCUUUGCAACAGUUGACGACCACGCUGUCAAGGCAUUUAACGAGCUUCUCAAGUGCCAGUGCUCAGUGCGUAACCAGAUGAAGAGUGUGGUGGAGGCUCUCCUUAUGCCUGCUGGUGAAGAAAGGGAGAAACAGUUACUCACUCGUGUUGCCAUGCUGUCACGGAACCUGCCUGAUUCUGUGAAGGCACAGGAGUAUCUCAUGAAGUUCUGCAAUGUCCUAGAAAACAAUCAACGGUUGCGUAUUCACAUGAACAAUGUUCUCCAAGGUGGAGCCUCGUGUGCAGAAGCAGAGCGCAGUGUUAAAGAGGUGCUCAAGGCUCUGGGCUAUCCAGUGCAGACCAACAGUUUCUACAUGAUAAUUAGGCAGAUGCUGGAACGAGUGGCCCCUGUAAUGGUAGACCAUACGGGUGUCAAGCAGGUCCUGUCCUAUGUGCGUGACUCCCUUCUUGGUCCAGGAGACAUCGAUUUGCAGCUAGGGGUCACAUCAUCUGCAAAUAGAGGGCUGCGUCUCUUGCAUAUCUUGUCCCUGGUAUUUCCGGCUGCAUUCGUGGGUGAUGAAGUAUAUAACCAGCUGCUUGGGUUUCUAAGUUCUGACGAUGAGGCAGCCACUGAGCUUACUCUUCAGAUUCUGACUCAUGUCGGAACAGAGAUUGACCAGCGGUAUCCAAACAUUGCCCUGCGCCUCCUGCCUGUAGUGCAAAACUUCGUGGAGAACGGCUCUGUGCGGCAGGCAAAAUAUGCUGUGGCUUGCCUCAACACAAUUGUCACCAACAAGGAGCGGAUUUUCAGUCAAGUCAUCGAUCAUUUGAAACAGCAUUUCACGUUGGAGUCUCAGUACUUCAGGACAGCCCUAGUGUCACUCGGCCACAUUUCCAUGCACUGCCCCGAUCUCUUCGGAGCACAGAUAAAAAGUAUAGUCUCUAAGGUAGUGGUCAAAGAGCUCCUCAUGGUUGACAGGGAAGAGCCAAGGCUAACAGAGACAAACUGGGAUGAGUUUGAGUCUCUACCAGAGGAAACUAAAGUUAAAAUGGAGGGCAUGAAGAUGAUGGUGCGGUGGCUUCUAGGCAUGAAAGGAACCUGCACCGGCAAAGCUAACGAACUUGCCUUUUCCUCGGCAACCUCCACCCUUCGUUUACUGGUUACGGUCCUGACUCAUAAUGGAGACCUCAUGGAGCGGGACCAUGUAUCUGCAGUAGAGAAGUCAUGGUUUCGAUAUGCUGCAGCUACCUGUAUUCUUAAAAUUUGUUGCUGCCCUGCCUAUGCAGAUGUGCUUACCCACGAGCAGUUUCAGAAGCUAGCCCUCGUUUUGAGGGACGAAUGUGAGGAUGUGCGGGAUAAAUUUGCAGCUAAACUGCACAAGCAUCUGUUCUCAAUGCGACUGCCACUGCAAUUCAUGGCCAUAUUUGCUCUGGGUGGGAUGGAAGAAAGACGUCCCUUUAAAAGUCAGCUUAAACAGUACCUUCUGUCCAACAUCAGCAAGCGGAGGGAUUACCUUAAGCAGCAUCCUAUCACCACAGUGAAACUAUUCACAAUUCUACCGGACUACAUCAUUCCAUAUGCCAUUCACCUACUGGCCCACAACCCAUGCCUAAUAACGUACGACGACGUGCCAGCACUCAACGAGAUUAAAGAGUGUCUAUGGUUCCUCAUGGAGCCCUUGAUCACCAAAAAUGAGAACUACAGCUUCAGCUUUUUCAAGCGCCUCAUUGAGAAUAUUAAGCAGACGAGGGACAGUCAAUGUUCUGAUGACCGACAAGCUCAGUUGAAGCUGUAUGCAGUGUGUGACCUGGCACUGGGUCUUGUUAUGACAAAAACCACCAGCUUUGUGUUGAAAGAUUUCCCUCAAGAACCCGUGUUGCCUUCCAAACUGUACACAUUGCCAGACAAAUUACAAAUGCCCAACGUGAAAACUUACCUGCCACCUGAGCUGAUAUUCCCAACUCCGAAGAAUGCUGGCAUUGACAUGGGAGUGCACGGCGGCAGGCGGCCUCGGCCCCAGCUGGCACGCCAGCAACAGCGACCCUCCGCAGCUCGGCGACCGGCACCGAUGCGACCCGCCGUCCCCGCUGUCCAGCCAGUGAAUGCAGCAGCUCCACUGCCUGACAACUCAGUGUCUCUGGAAGUCCAGGAAGUAACCGUUUCAGCCAUGGAUGACACUGUUAAUGUAGAGGGGGCACCAACCGAAGAAGGCUCUAUGGAAAUGAAUUUGGAGGUUAUGCCUGCAACAACCACUGUGCCAACAGAAGUUCCCACAGAGGCAACAACUUUGCAAUCUACAGCACCUGGUGGCACAACGUUGCAGGAGCAACAACAGGGCGGAGGAGCAGCAGUAGCCAAGGCAGGCAACGAACAAGUAGUGAUGUUACGUAUGUUACGGCCAACGAGGAGAACUGCAGCCAUGAGCCAAGUACAGUCAGUUGAGGAGCCUCCAUCAAAAAAGUCAGCUGGAGAAGUGCAUGCACAAGGGACGGUCUUGGAAGCUUCCACAGCUGAUGAAAGUGCUCCCACACUUACACAGCUCAGAAGGCCUCUACGAUCUGCUUCCAAAGUGUCUAACGGAACAGACGCAACACCUGGUGGUGGCUCCCAGAAUACUGCAGCAUAGCCUCUGUAUCCACCCACAAUGGCUGAUGUGGCGUGGAAACCUGGAAUCAGCCAAUAGGGGGGCUGUACAAAAUUCAUCUCAUGUGCUUGCUAGCCGCAGACAUCAUGUGUACUUAUACAUUUGUGUGCUGAUGACCCACAGUAUGCUGAUGCCUUUUUUUUUUUUAGGAUGUGUAUUUAAAAAAUUUUAGCCUCGUUCACGUCUUCAUCAGUAUCCUGAAUGAUCAUGCCACUGUAAUUGUCAUUGUGUAUUUUAGUUUAUGUCCCUCUUUUAUCUUUUGGGUAAACUUUAGCGAGCUCCGGAAAUUUUCUGCCUGCACAGACUUUUCUUCCUUCAGUUUUUGUCAGGGGUUAUUAGCAUGAAUCCCAGUAAUAUAUAUACGCGUACACAUACCGGACCAGCUGCUUGCUCAGGUGUCCAGACCUGUAUGAAUGAUGGUUGCUGCAUUUUAAUGUAAAUAAAAUUCAUUUCCGAUGAAAGA
This is a messenger RNA of Ornithodoros turicata, 4767 nucleotides long. RefSeq names its product sister chromatid cohesion protein PDS5 homolog B-like. Bases 252 to 4286 code for a protein of 1344 amino acids. Gene Ontology annotation, biological process: DNA repair; mitotic sister chromatid cohesion. Gene Ontology annotation, cellular component: nucleus; chromatin. The transcript has 33 exons. The record is from RefSeq and is a predicted model, not a curated record. NCBI's taxonomy places the organism in Eukaryota, Metazoa, Arthropoda, Arachnida, Ixodida, Argasidae.